This is a messenger RNA of Racocetra persica, 164 nucleotides long. The record is from the annotation of a GenBank genome assembly. Lineage: Eukaryota; Fungi; Glomeromycota; Glomeromycetes; Diversisporales; Gigasporaceae.
GUACACUUCUCUUGCAACCAAUUCUUAAAUAUACACAAAAUUUGGGAUUAUAUCCUGUUCCUGACACUUAUAAACUUGAAACUUCUUGGGGACGUAGUAUAAAAAAUUAUGUUCAAGCAUCUAUAGAUUAUAUUGAAAAAACUCUAUAUUUUAAAAUUGAGUAG